UUUUGGUGGCAUCAUUCCGUCUCAUUGUCAGCAGUUUAAAUACAUUUAAUAUAUCAUACACAUCUGAGACGCUAAGACGAUUACACGUGUGCUAUUUCAAAGUGUUAUUGUAAAAUAAAACUGCAAAAAAUAUAAAAUUGUGGAGGUGGGUAGGUAGUUAAUAAUAAUUAGUAGAUAAUAGGCAGUCUGUGCUAAACAAAACGAAUAAUCACACACAAGUAGAGUACUUAUCUUCAAGCGCCUGUCACUUAGAUACUGUAGCGUAGGUAAUUAAUUAAUAAUUUUAUUUUUAACCCAGUGUUUGUACUAUUAUACUUAGCUACUUACUGAAUUACAAACAAUUCACUACUUAUUUAAAAGGACGUCAAUAUUUUGAAUGUAUAUAAUCUCUGUUCAUAGCGUAACCUAUGUAUGUACUUGUAUACAUUUUUGCAGACUAUACGAACGCUUGGCGUAGCAAUUGUUUGAUAACGCUGAAUGCUGAAAAAGUAGUGAAAUGACAUUUUAAGUUCCAAUCUACGUUUCGUUACACCAUCAUAAGGAGUGUUUGCGUGCGUGAGCGAGUUUCAAAAACAGCUGUUUUUCUUUUAGUACGCUACGCUGAUGUGAAUAAUUGAAGAAAAUGAACAGGAAUUAUAGUAGAAGGGUCGCUGACUUCCACGAUGAACAUUGCUGCGCGGGUAAUGUCACCGGGAACUUCCGGCGCAGCUCUUCAUUGCGGCUGCGCGGGGAGAAAAUGGUGCAGCGCUCGCCUUUGGCAACCAGGAAAUUAAUACCAAUAAUCACGGAAAAUACACAUCAAAAACAACGCAGCGAUGUGCCACGACUCCAAGAGCCUGGCCAUCGCCAGCGAAGUCAUUCAUUUAAUUCAAACCCUCUACAAAAGCCAAAAAAAUCCUGCUUGAAACCACAAGAGACUGGUCUAGAUAGGAAGUUGAGUAUGACUGAUUCUGCUCACACUCCACCUGGCUCUCCAGAAGAUCUCCCUGAUGAUGAAUCACUUCACAGUUAUGGAAGUGCUGCAACAGCUGCUUCUGUUGAUGCAGGCUAUGCACCAUUCAAUGGCACAACAUUCAGUGGAAGAUCAAUGCGUUAUGUACUGCACUGCUCAUCACAUGCAGGACUUGCUGGAGAGGAAUAUCUUACACCAACUCAAAGGGCACAAAAACAAAUAAGGAGACUGAAAAAUCUCCUCAAUCAAGCCAAAAAAGAUUUAGAGAAAAAAGAUAGUGAAAUAUUCCAACUCACAAAAGAAGUUGUGGAAUUGCGACUUUACAAGGCAUCAAUAUGUUCACCCGAUGAAAAAUCCAACUCAAGUGAAAUAGUUACAAUAAGGGAAAAUGCCGAUGAAACUUCCAUUGAACAUGACAGCCCAAAACAUGGAGAUGAUUGUAGAUCAUAUGACAUCACAGAUAGUCCAAUGUUCAAAAAUGAAACACCAACCAGAUGUCGCAAUGAAAUGCAAGGUUCAUUCACUGACUCAGGACAUUUUGAUGACCUUACAAAUUCAUCAUUACAUUCUAAAGAGUCUGUACACAUGUUGACACACGAGGCGUCCUGUAUGACUGAUGUGGGUGAUGGAGAUGAGGAGCGUCGCAGUUUGAUAUCAUAUUAUGAGAAGAAAGUAGAAGAUGUUGUUAGAGCACAUGUUGGAGAGACACAAGAAAUGAAAAAGCAGCAUAAUGAUAAAGUGGAAGCAUUGUUACAAAAGUUAGCAGAUGUAAACACAAGAUACUGUGAGUUACUACCCAACUAUGAGCAAGCAAAAGAGAGGAUUCACUCUCUAGAGAAGCAGCUAGAAGAAGUUAGCAAGCAGUUGCAAGAGGAGGAGGCCAGGCACCGUUCCAUCUAUCUACAAAUGUACAACAAGGGGGUUGAAGCUGCCAAGUUUGAGCUGGAUAAGGAUAAUGAGCCUGGUACUUCACAGGGGCAAAUAAACCGCGUGUCUGUGGAGGAACUACUGGAGCAGUUGCAGAUAACUCAGACCGAGCUCGAGAAAGUUCGAGACACGGCAUUCACAGAGGACCGAUCAGCAAAGUCACAAGUACUGCUAAGUGCAAAGGAGGCUGUUUCUUUAUGGGUCCUAGGAGCUCGAAAGGCAAUGUACCGUCGCAUUGUCGAGUCGCAGAAGGGUAGCAAGACCAAUGUAGAUCCAGAAGUGACAUUGCAGUUCCUAAAAUCGGCCAUCUACUACUUCCUAACUGAUCCCGAGAAUCAUCAGGGACACCUUAAUGCCAUCGAGAACAUUCUGGGCUUCACUGACGCAGAAAAGAAGAAUAUACGCAAGGCUAGGACAUCGUAGGAAAGACUGCUGUGAUCGUGUGAUAUGACAUUAUUACUAGAUAAUUUUGUUACUAUUUAGAUAGGUCUUAUUUUAUUAUUUGUCGUCAAGAACGAGGUAGCUCAUAUAGGUUACAGUAGCUAUUGUGUAUACCUAGUAGCUAGUGUGUGCACAUUACUCGCAAGUUGCGUUGAAACGGUAUAAGUUCGCACAUAGUUUUAAGGUUUCUUUUAAUGUUUUGUUUUUUUAAUAUUAUUUUGUUAUGUCUUGGUUGUACUUACAUUUUUAUUUGCUAGGUUUUAAACCGAAUUUAUUUUCUAGAUUGUGAUUUUUUAUAUUUAGUUUGUAAGCACCAAAGAUCGAGUUUCCUUUUAAAAAUCGUGCAAUUUUGACUUUAGAAGUAAGCAUAAUAGUAGCGAUUACAUUCCACGCUGCUUUAGUAAUAAUUUUUAAUAUUUAAAAUUAUUAUGUUCCUUUUGGUAUUGUUUUCCUAUCUUUUGUGAUUUUUACUAUGCAUGCUGGUCAGCAUUUUUACUUAAUUAUUAUGGCUAUGAUAAAAUAUUUAGUUCAAUCAUAAGGUCCAAAUUUUAACAUCUUCAUUUCUAACACUGUUGUCUGGAUAAGCAUGACGAUACAAGUCAGAAUGUCUUCAAACCAAAGUAUUACUAACUUUCGCACAACAGGGAAAUAAAUUGUUGCAAAUCACAAUUGAAGAUAAAUUUUAAUGAUAACAAUGACAAUAAUUACCUCUAUCGGGUUAGUUACACAAAUAGCCACAAUGUGGCUUUCCUUGUCUGACUCACGGAACACUGGUACCUACUUAAAAAGUGUAAAUCAUUAAUUAACGUGCAAUAUGUACUAACUUAAAAUAUUUAUCUUCGACUGUUAUUUGUUUUUACUCGAAUAAUGAAAAUGACCUGUAUUUUAAAUUGUUUUAGAUUGUACAUGAUUUAUUCUUGCCAAUCAUAAAUAAAAUUGCAUCUGUGAUUAUAAAUGUACCUUAUAGUGAAGACAACGCAUAAUAUCCAUUCGAUAAUUUAUGCUAAUCAUACAAAAACUACUCUUUCCACUUUGAAAUUUUCAAAAACAUGUACAUCAGCAUGUUUUUCCGUUAAUGUCAAAUUGGAGAGAUCAAACAAGCAACUUUUACCUUAAAAUAUCGAAUGGGAUGGCUGUUCAUAAUAAUUAUUUUAUAUACUACAUACUUAUAUUAUUUUACUUUAGAGCAAAUAUAUGCAAAUUAAUUGUUGUUGCACCUUAUCUUGCUUCUUUUUAUUAGGGAAUGCGGAAGCAGUGAUAAUAAGCUAUUUUUAUAGCAUUGUUAACGUCCAAUAGUUAUACAAAUCUUGUACAAUAGGUAUUAUAGAUUUGAUUAAUAUUUUAAUUUACUAUAGAUUUUAUCACUAGUAAAUAAAAUACAUGACAUUCGUUAAAAGGUAAUAAGAGUAUUUCUGGAACAUUAAGUUGCUUGCUUUCGUUCUCAAUUAAAUGGUAAAUGGAUAAACAA
This is a messenger RNA of Spodoptera exigua (beet armyworm), 3788 nucleotides long. Lineage: Eukaryota; Metazoa; Arthropoda; Insecta; Lepidoptera; Noctuidae. The record is from the annotation of a GenBank genome assembly.